AUGAGGUUGGCCGGGUCAUCGGCCGCCCCGUGGCCGGCCGAGAGCGACGGACCGUCCACGGAGCACAGCGACGACCACGUUCCUGAUACGGGCGAAUCGCGCCAGAGCAAGCCGCAUCCAUUUUCCAGGGCCGUGUUGACUGGAGAUUUACGGGCGGCGUUAAAACUGGCCCCAGCGGUGUAUAGGGGUCAGAGACCUUUGAACUGGUGCCGCGAUCAGCUGGGCGACGGCGUGCGCGUUGGCACCGCACCGACGCGACCCACUUUGGCGCGAUUGUUGUGCGACGCCAGAGAUCCAGUAUCCAUUUCGCCGAGCGUUGCA
Molecule: messenger RNA, 321 nt
Organism: Iphiclides podalirius (scarce swallowtail)
Lineage: Eukaryota; Metazoa; Arthropoda; Insecta; Lepidoptera; Papilionidae
Source: the annotation of a GenBank genome assembly